ACAUUCUUUGAAUUGCUUCUUUAGCUUAACUUGUCUCUCUAUUUAUAUGGAGUACAUAUACAUAUUUCUUCUAUAAUACGUACCCUCCUUUGACACAUCCUCUUUUUUUUUCAUGUAUAAAUACUAGCCAAAUCCAUAACAUAGCUAGCUAGUCAUAUUAAUCCUUAAUAAAUAAUAAUGGCUCCAACUAGUCCUUUAUGUUGCAUCUCCAACACUGUUUGUGUUAUGGGUUCUUCUACUCAGUUCGUCUCAAGCUUGAUUAUUCGACUACUUGAAAAGGGCUUCACCGUCCAUGCUGCUAUUCAAAAUCAUAGUGAGUUGAUAUCAAUAUGUGACAAGAAAAGAUUGAAGGUUUUUUGUUUGGAUCUUUUUGAUUACCAUACCAUAAUUGAUGCUUUGAAAGGGUGUUGUUGUCUUUUUUACUCCUUUGAGCCCCCAAAGGACCACUCAGCUACUUAUGAUGAAUAUAUGACAGAAAUAGAGGUAAGGGCAGCACACAAUGUAUUGGAAGCAUGUGCACAAAUAGACACAAUAGAAAAAGUUAUAUUCACUUCCUCAGCAACUGCAAUUAUUUGGGGAUUUGAUGAUAAAAAAUCUUUAUCUAUUGAUGAAAAACAUUGGAGUGACAUCAAUUUUUGUCGUAAAUACAAGUUAUGGUAUGCUUUAUCAAAAACACUAGCAGAGAGAACAGCAUGGGGUUUAGCUAUGGAUAGAGGCAUAAACAUGGUGUCAAUAAACUCAGGAUUAUUAAUGGAUGAUGAUUUAAACAUAAAAAAUCCUUAUCUAAAAGGAGCUAAAGAGAUGUAUGAAAAUGGAGUUCUUGUGAGUGUUGAUGUUGAUUUCUUGGUGUAUGCACAUAUUUGUGUCUAUGAGGAUGUGUCAAGCUGUGGAAGAUAUUUGUGUUUUAAUCACAUCAUUAAUACAAUUAAUGAUGCUAUUAAUCUUGCCAACAACUUCAACUUAUCCCCUUUGCCUUCUUCUCCUCCAAGUUUUGAGAAGGAUACAAAGAUAAUCCAACAAAGGAUAAGCAACAAGAAAUUGAACAAAAUCAUGAUCAAGAAGAUUGACGAUAUCUAAAAUUGAAGCUCAUAUUUAUCAAAGAUAUCAUAAAUAUUGUUGAAUUCACGAGAAUUAAUUAGAACAAUUGUAUGUUAGUUGAGAAAAAAAUGGUAAAUCACUAUAUGAAAAUUCCAAUAGUUUGUGGAAAAUCAAGAAGUCUUCUUAGUAGUUGUAACUCUAUUUAGUCAUAUUUUGUUUUUAAUAAUAAUAAACAUUUA
Messenger RNA from Solanum pennellii, 1277 nucleotides. Its product is annotated as cinnamoyl-CoA reductase-like SNL6. Gene Ontology annotation, biological process: steroid biosynthetic process. The transcript is spliced from 5 exons. Gene Ontology annotation, molecular function: 3-beta-hydroxy-Delta5-steroid dehydrogenase (NAD+) activity. Bases 178 to 1077 code for a protein of 299 amino acids. The record is from RefSeq and is a predicted model, not a curated record. Lineage: Eukaryota; Viridiplantae; Streptophyta; Magnoliopsida; Solanales; Solanaceae.